GUUCGAGGUCCCUCCGCGUGUCUGUGCAGUAUUCUCGGUACCUGGCAUUAUAUGGAACAUGACAUACUGGAACAAGUACCUAUACCCCCCCACCAAUGACUUCAGCCCCGCUCUGGCCCGGUUCCCAGCGAUGGGCAUUAUGGCAGCGUCAUGGCUUCCCGGACUGUAGAACCAAAAGGGCUCCUGCCUUUUAAAAGCAACCGCGCCCUGACGUUUUGACUUCCUGUCCCUGCCCCUCCCUUGGUUUGAUACCCGCUCCCUCAAUUGACUUGGGAUUUCUCUCAACUCUCACUUCAUCUCUCCUUCCCCCUCCUCACCCUCCACUGUGCUCUGUACUUCCUCGUCUUCGAGAUCCCAAAUCGGUCUUACUUUGGUUCUCUGCUACUUCGGCGCAUUCCUGUCGGAAAUAUACCCCUCUACCCCGCCAACAACGAAAUCUCUUACGGACCUUAACCCACCGUCUCUCAUCAUGCCUAAGAUCACGGAAAUCUUCUUCGACUGCGACAACACUCUGGUGUUGUCGGAGGAGCUGGCCUUUGAGGCCUGUGCUGACCUGGCCAAUGAGAUUCUGGAGGCUCACAACAUUCCUGAUCGCUACACCGGCGAGCAGCUGAUCAAGGAUUUUGUCGGCCAAAACUUCCGAGGCAUGAUGAUCUCCCUCCAGGCCAAGUACAAGUUUGAGUUGGAAAAGGACGAGCUGGAGAUGUACGUCAAGAAGGAGGAGGACAAGGUCAUUGCCAAGCUGGAGGCCAAGGCUGCCCCUUGUGUCGGUGCCACUGAGCAAUUGGACAAGCUCUUCGCUGAGAAGAAGUACCACAUGGCCGUGGUCUCGUCUUCAGCGCUUCGCCGAGUCAUUGCGUCCAUUAAGAAGGUUGACCAGGACAAGUACUUUGACGAGGGCAUGGUCUUCAGCGCCGCUACUUCUCUCGAGAAGCCUACUUCCAAGCCCGAUCCGGCCAUCUACCUGCACGCACUGAAGGUGUGCGGUAAGACUGCUGCAGAGACGGUGGCUGUGGAGGACAGCAAGUCCGGUGCUCUCUCGGCCGUUCGUGCCGGUAUUCCAGUUAUUGGCUACGUCGGUAGCUACGCUCCAGACAUGCAGGCAGAGAUGAGCACUCGCCUGUUGGAUCUCGGUGUCAAAACCAUCAUGACCCACUGGUCCGAGUUCCCCAAGUGUAUGGAGUUUAUCGAGAACAGCCCUGCGGAGGCCACUCAGUCCAGCCUGUGAUCUUUCUUUCUUUUUUUCUCUUCUUUUUCGUCACCGGAUUUCCCAUUUCAGCACGAUGUCAUGAAAGCAAGCGAGUGGUCGUUCUGGAGCUUUGCUGGUUUAUUUAUUAUCUCUCUUACCUCGAUCGAUUUCUGAGGUCUCGCCCAGAUUCCAUCAUAUUCUCUGUCCCUGGAUGCGAAAGGGCCGGCAAGCAUUCAUACCGGAUCAUUGCUGUGUGCUAGUCACCUCUGUUCACUGUCCUUGCAUUAGUACGCCGUACCUUUAUUUUAUCGCGUAUAGACAGGUCUUCAAGAGCAACAGUAUAUCAUAUCUGUGUUGUUAGCCAGCAAAGAUAAUACAAUGAAGAUUUUAUCUGACUGAAGCCAUAUCAAUACGAGUAGUAUGUAAU
Messenger RNA from Penicillium brasilianum, 1616 nucleotides. NCBI's taxonomy places the organism in Eukaryota, Fungi, Ascomycota, Eurotiomycetes, Eurotiales, Aspergillaceae. The record is from the annotation of a GenBank genome assembly.